AGCACCAUAAAAGCCCUGUUACGACCCACUCUCGACACUGCUUCUGCCGACUCUCAUCCUCGGAGUGGCGCGCAGGACAGCAGAGUAUUCGACGCCCAGCCACGCCCGCAGGCCAGCCCGCCACCAUGCUGGGGAGCAAGCGACUGGGGCUCUCUGGACUGACCCUUGCUUUGUCCCUGCUCCUGUGCCUGGGCGCGCUGUCCGAGGCGUGGUACCCCUCCAAGCCGGACAAGCCCGGAGAGGACGCCUCUGCAGAGGACCUGGCCAGAUACUACUCGGCGCUGCGACACUACAUCAACCUUAUCACCCGGCAGAGAUAUGGAAAACGAUCUAGCCCUGAGACGAUGAUUUCAGACCUCUUGAUGAGAGAAAGCACAGAAAAUGUUCCCAGAACUAGGCUGGAAGACCCUUCUAUGUGGUGAUGAAAAAUGAAACUUGCUGUCCGGUCUUUGCCUAUUUUUCAGCCCAUAUUUCCUUCCGUAAAACUAGAGUCUACCUGUCCUUCCAAUGCAUGCAGCCACCGGGCUCAACUCUGCAGUUUCCCUUUGUCAUCAUUGUAAAUACGGGCGUUUAAAUAAAGUAUCAUGCAU
This is a messenger RNA of Rhinolophus ferrumequinum (greater horseshoe bat), 590 nucleotides long. It is a transcript of the gene NPY, whose product is annotated as neuropeptide Y. Gene Ontology annotation, biological process: neuropeptide signaling pathway; feeding behavior. The transcript has 4 exons. NCBI's taxonomy places the organism in Eukaryota, Metazoa, Chordata, Mammalia, Chiroptera, Rhinolophidae. Bases 126 to 422 code for a protein of 98 amino acids. Gene Ontology annotation, molecular function: neuropeptide Y receptor binding; neuropeptide hormone activity. The record is from RefSeq and is a predicted model, not a curated record. Gene Ontology annotation, cellular component: extracellular region.